This is a messenger RNA of Stylophora pistillata, 1814 nucleotides long. RefSeq lists its product as uncharacterized. NCBI's taxonomy places the organism in Eukaryota, Metazoa, Cnidaria, Anthozoa, Scleractinia, Pocilloporidae. The record is from RefSeq and is a predicted model, not a curated record. Gene Ontology annotation, molecular function: nucleic acid binding.
GGGCCUUUUAUUAAGAAGCGUUCUUUUCAACAAAGUGUCGUUGAACUGUAAGGAACAAAUAGCAACUUGCUCGUACGACGCGGCGAUCUGAUUUUCCUUGUGCAAAUGUGGCACUGAAAGUUGAUUGCAUUAUUAUGAUGUUUUUCAGGUGUAAUACCCCAUUACUUUUUCGAGGUCCGGCGGGGAAAUACUUGUUUACGUGUAUAUUCUGCAUUGAAAAGGAGGUCCAACGGUUACGAUGAGUUUCAAUAUUCAAUAAUAAUAUUGUGACCGAAACGAUACCUCGUUCAUUAAAGCAGUAAGCUACUGAAAUUGGUUUUCUCACUGAUACAUGUGGUUUGAUAGAGGAAAGCUGAAAAUAGAAUUUGGUGAACGAGUGAUUUAAAUAAGCAACCUUUUUACUUUCUGUAAUACUCAACUACCAGAUCAAAUCAGAAAGAUGUUUUUUCGUCAAGUCACGAGCGUGGGCGGACAAAGAAAACAUUCUGAGUCUCCAUGAGGAAUUGAACCUCAGAUCAUUGGAUUCCGGGCCCUGAUGCUCUACCACAGAGCGACAGAGAUUCUUUAGAGAGCGAGGCCCAUUACGAAGUUCAUGUGUCAUGUUUUGUAAGGAAUAAGAAAGAUGACACAGUAUCCUUCGAAAAUCUGAUCAAGUUCUUUAUGUGUCUCCAACAAAAAUUGCACUGAAAAUCAGAACCAACAAAUCUCAAAACUGAGCACUGUGAGGAAUUUAGUGCAAACAGGUAACUUCCCCAGGUUUUAAGAAGAUCAUGGCCACUAGUAAGCGAUAUAUUCCUCCCAUGUCUAGAAGUAAAGGAACAGCAGGAGGAGCAGCAGAGUCGACGAGGAAAUUGGAUGACCUCGUUCAAGAUCUAAUUUUUACAGUGAAACUGGGGUCGAAAAAUCAUUACAGUGACCUUCCAUUUCCUGAAGUAACAGAAAAGGAUGAGAGUAACUCAAACAUUCAACAGUUUCAAUUUCCUUUCAAGGAAAAAGAACUACGAAAAUUGAUGCUGUGGUUCCGAGAAAUAGGUUGGAAGGACCAGAGUGCAGAGUUGCAGUUUCCGCCAGAUCUUGAAAAACUACAUCGGAAACAAGUUCAUGACAUUGCACAAAGCUAUGGUCUGGGAACUUCCAGCAAAGGCUUUAAUGAAAAGCGUUUUAUAAGUGUAUACUCAAUUGAAAAUGCUACUCUUGGUGUUGGUAAAAACUACUUGACCAAGGAAGAAAAGGAAAAAGCCAAUACCAUCUGGAGACUUGUCAAACAACAAGGAGAGGAAGAAAAAUAUAAAAACUUUAGUCACAAUGAGAUUGAUGAGAUGGUUCUUGCAAAUAGCCUUGAUCCAUUACUUAAAGAGUUGUGGGAAAAGAGAGAAUCCUUACUAGUAGAUGACUUCCAAGAAAAGUCUAAAGUUACUGAUGAGUAAUUCAAGCCUUAGUUUGUGUUGUGUCAAUUUCACUUUAAGUUAUUUAUUCAUCUGAUAGUCUCCUACACAUUGGUUUGUUUCCACUUCAGAGAUACUUCAGCAUAAUGGUUAAUCUUAAUCUGAUAUUCUUUGUGAAAGCUAUUUAGUGGGGGAACAAUUAAAGUUAUGUGUAUUUUCUUCCAUGGAAGCUUCAGUAACUGUGAAAAAGAACAGAAAUGUUAACUCUCAAAGUGGAUAUCCGGAGUAACAAUCUUUCAUUUCAAGAGAACUAUUCUCUGACUUCCUCACCCUAUACCCUAAUUUUGUCUUCAUAUACCAUACUUUCACAAAUAAGUAUAACAUUUGGGCUAAAAGGAGUGGUGGUUAUUGGAAGGAGGGUGCUUAAUC